CCCAUUUGCUACUCUAUCCUGCUGCUUCAAACACUUUCGGUUUCGUUCGGUUUUCGAUUUCUUCUCGUAUUUUUCUGCACCUUUUUAUUCAAACCAAAAGCAGUGUAUCUCUUCAUUAAAAUAACAAAUAAUGACACUUUAAUCAAUAAUAAAAUAAAAUUAUUAAAAAUAUAUAAAAGAUAAUUAUGCAUUAAAAUGUGAUGUUGUUAUGUGUGUUGGCUGGCUAUUUCAAAGAGGAAAUGUAAUUUUCAAGAUAGUCCUUGUUGACGAGUUAAUGCAAAAUCGAUCAAGAUUUGAGUUGCUAUUGCACGAAUAUUCUGCCAGUAGAAAACUAUAGAAUAUAAGGUUGCCUGUGUAUAUCAUAGAUUAAAAGUUCAAAUAGACAAAUAUGAAUAUCCACGUGUGCCGGGUUGUGAUGUAACACGAGAUUUGCGGAUGACGUCGAGCAAUGGUAAUGGACAGUGAGAUGUUUCGAGGAUGAUGAGCAACCUUAGAAUCACUUCGAGUCAAACGUGUGAUUGAUACGGAAAUUUAUUUUUAAAACCUUUUCAAAAAUUAUUAAACAAGUAUUAGAAAAUGUCAAAAAUUCUCAAAUUUGUUGGCAUUAUUUUUUUUUUCAGAAUUAUCAGGAUAGGAUGUUCUCAAGAUUGUUUGGAUACAGGAUGGGAAAAAAUUAUCAACAUGAAACCAGAAAGUAUUAACAAUAAGUCAACGUUAUUUGUUGGUGCGAAUUCUCAAGGACUUGUAAAUACAUGCUUUGAAAGAUGUAAAAAAACUAAUUGUAAAGCAUUUCUUAUUGACGUGAGCAAAAGUGUAUGUUUAAGUGUCCAAUCAGAUGGUGAUGAUUUUGUUCCGGAACCCAAUGUCACUUUUUAUCACAAAAUUUGUAUAAAAGUUCCAUCAGCAUGUAAAAAAAUGACACUGUGGCAAGUGGAUCGAACGAUAGGAGCAAUUUUUAUUGAUACAAGCACUGAUUGGCAGCCAAAGUUAAUGACUAGGCGAGAAUGCUAUGAAAAAUGUUUUCGAAAAGGAGAACAGUGUAAAUCAGCCCAGUUUCGAACUAGUCGUGAUCUCACAAUAGGAGAUACAGUAGGAAAAUGUGCUCUUUCAAAAUAUGAAAGAGGAAUAAGACCUCAAGCUUAUCGAGCUUCGUGGUACAGAGAUGAAUACCUUCAAAGUCAGUGCCAUAAAAUAUCAAAGGAUGAAUAUUGUUCGUAUGCAGAAUAUCGAAAUUCAUCCUUAACACUUUCAGACUUAAAAAUACCAAAUCUCAGCAUGGAAGAAUGUGAAAAAAGAUGUGAUGAGAGCAAAGAUGGUUUCGUUUGCAGAAGUUAUACUAUAAUUCCUAAUUCAAGAAAUAGUCAACCUACAUGUUUUUUAAAUUCUGAAGAUACAAUAAGUGCAGGAGCUAGUGGCCUAGUUCCCAUGGCUGGUGCAGUUUAUAAAGAAAGAGAACCAUGUCUUGAUUUGAAAGUUAAAUGUAGCAAUUCGAGUUUAAUAGUGGAAUUGGAAACAUCAGAGCCAUUUCAUGGGCGAAUGUACGCCAGUGGAUUCAGUGACAGUUGUGGAAUUCAAGGAAAUGGAAAUAAUUUGACUAUACUUAAUUUGUCAAUACCAAAAGUAAAUGAACUUAUGUCUAGCAACAUGAAUUGUGGAAUCACUCCAGCGUUCUCCAUCAAUAAUGAAAACCUAACCCAUAUAAUGGUCUGGUCCACUAUUAUUGUACAAUUCAAUCCUAUUAUACAAAGACAAGGUGAUCAAGCUGUAAGAGUUGGAUGUUCAUUGGAUGAUGGUACAAUGCCGGAACCUAGAAAUAUUUCCGUUCAUUCUAGUUUCACAUUUCUAAACCCAGAUGCUGGAAUUCCGCCAAUAAUAUCAACGGUAGUAAAUACAUCAUCACAAGUGCCUACUGUGCACAUGAAAAUAUUGGAUGAAUUCUUCAAAGAAGCAAAAGUCACUAAAUUAGGACAAAAACUUAUUCUUAAAAUUCAACUUGAGCCUCUCAAUGGGACGUACGAUAUUAAAGCAGGUCAUUUAGUGUCAAGUAGUAAUCUCGGAGAUGCAUCUAUUCUUCUUCUCGAUGAAACAGGAUGCCCGAUUGAUUCAAAUGUAUUUCCUGCUCUUAUGAAAGAUCCAGCCGAUAAUCGAUCGUUAAUUGGAGAAUUCAAUGCAUUUAGAUUUCCAGAUAGUCAUGGAGUAAGAUUUACUGUUGUAGUCAAAUUCUGCUUAGAGAAAUGUGAACCGACCAUAUGUAAAAGCAGACAGAUUUCUUAUGGUAGAAAACGUCGUGAAAUCAACAGAAAUUCGACUGAUGCAAAUGUAUAUGAAAUAAAUAAAAAUUCUGAAUCCAGUGCUCUCGACGAACUUUCCUUGCAAUUUUUAAUUCUUGUUGAAGAUGACAAUAUUAAUCCAGAUUUUCUUCUAUCCGGUCUUCAUUCCAAACCUGACACUUGUCUGAAUAAUAACGGAAAUAUCUGCAUGAAUUCAGUAGUCGCUUUUAGUCUUAUCAUUUUGUGGCUCAUAAUUCAAAUAAUCUUAAUUGCUGGCUGUUUCAUUACAAUUACAAGAUAUCGAAAAGAAGCAAAACAGGCUGAAGAAGAUAGGGCUGAUAUUUUGGCAAGACACCUUUAUGGAAUUCAUGGUGGAAAUUUUGAAAUUUCACGAAGAGUUAGAUGGGCGGAUCAUAAUAGCUCAACAGUUAGUUAAAAUUUAUAAAUGCACACAAAAGUCAAACAAGAUGGAUUUUAAUUUACAAUUUUUUAUUUCUAGUUUUAUGAAAAAGAAGGAAUGUUUACAAAUUCUAAACAUAAAUAAAUUAAAUAGGCUUAAUUUUUAUUUUUAGUAUGUCAAAAACUAGCGCUAUAAAGUGGCCAAAAACAUUACCUCUUUUUACAUCACAAAGUC
This is a messenger RNA of Leptopilina boulardi, 2904 nucleotides long. RefSeq lists its product as uncharacterized. Bases 577 to 2706 code for a protein of 709 amino acids. The record is from RefSeq and is a predicted model, not a curated record. The transcript has 13 exons. NCBI's taxonomy places the organism in Eukaryota, Metazoa, Arthropoda, Insecta, Hymenoptera, Figitidae.